Messenger RNA from Pseudophryne corroboree (corroboree frog), 999 nucleotides. RefSeq names its product glutathione peroxidase 1 (gene GPX1). The transcript is spliced from 2 exons. The record is from RefSeq and is a predicted model, not a curated record. Gene Ontology annotation, cellular component: cytosol; mitochondrion. NCBI's taxonomy places the organism in Eukaryota, Metazoa, Chordata, Amphibia, Anura, Myobatrachidae. Gene Ontology annotation, biological process: hydrogen peroxide catabolic process; response to selenium ion; glutathione metabolic process. Gene Ontology annotation, molecular function: glutathione peroxidase activity.
CCGCCGGCCGAGGUCAUACAUUACCUGUCGCCGCCAUGUGCGCUGCUCGCACCGUGUACGAGUUCUCCGCCCGGCUACUGUCCGGGGAGGCGCUGGCGCUGUCCCGCUACCGGGGGCAGGUGCUGCUCAUAGAGAACGUGGCCUCGCUGUGAGGGACGACCGUCCGGGACUACACGCAGAUGUGCCGGCUCCAGAGCGAGUACGGGCCCCGGGGGCUGCGGGUGCUCGGCUUCCCCUGCAACCAGUUCGGGCACCAGGAGAAUACCGGUAACCCGGAGAUCCUGAACGCACUGAAGCAUGUACGCCCAGGGGGCGGCUUUGAGCCCAAUUUCGCCCUGUUUGAGAAGUGUGAUGUGAAUGGGGAGAAGGAACACCCUCUCUUCACCUUCCUGAAGGAGCGUCUCCCGUACCCCAGCGACGACCCCGUCUCCCUCAUGACUGACCCGAAGAGCAUCAUCUGGUCCCCGGUGCGACGCAGUGAUGUGUCCUGGAACUUUGAGAAGUUUCUGAUUGGUGCAGACGGCGUUCCGUAUAAGAGAUAUGGCCGCCGCUUUGAGACCAUCAACAUUCGGGAGGACAUAGAGAAGCUGCUCUGCGAUGUUCCGCUCGACGAUAAGAUGUAACUGGCACAGCGCUUGCGCACAACUCCUGAUGGCGGGGGCGGUCGUCUCUGCCUUAGUCAUGUGACUGUAUUCCGUUACACUCCAUGUAUUAUCUGUAUAGUAGAGGCAGGCCUGCUCUUACCUGUGGCAGAUGAUGGCGCUCGGCGCAGACGUCGGGAGUUGUGCGAUUACGCGUGUUUUGCUGAUGCCUCCCAUCUAUACCCCCAGAAGUCUCCAGUCCUAACUGUAGGUGCCCCCAGACUCUUACCUAUGAUGCUCUCUCUUGAAACCUGGAGAGGGGGAGCUGAUGUCUCUGUAAGCGGUCUGUGGGGGUCUCUGAAUGGAGGGGAUGAUGGGGGGGAUCUGAUGUCACCUCUAAUAAAGUAUUUUCAAAGUC